Molecule: messenger RNA, 345 nt
Organism: Lichtheimia ornata
Lineage: Eukaryota; Fungi; Mucoromycota; Mucoromycetes; Mucorales; Lichtheimiaceae
Exons: 1
Coding region: 1-345 (114 amino acids)
Source: RefSeq, a predicted model, not a curated record
AUGACUCCUGGUGCUUCUAAACCCACCAAGAAAUCCUUGGGCUUGUUUGACAACGCAUUGUACAUUGGGGAUGAUGCUAUGGCCACAUCGUUGAGAAAAGCCCUCGAUGCUUUGGAUAUCGCGUCUAAGAAAGGUAUUGAUCCUCCCAUUUUCGUCAUCGGCGACAACAAUGAUCCCCUAUCGCGGCCUAUCUUUGUCCGUGUUGAAGACCUCAAAAAUGCCCCCUUUGAUGUCUUGCAAGAGUAUGUCCAUCCUCAUGCCUACCCAUAUCCUGCAUUGUCGCCAGUGUUUGAACCAGAACGAAGAGCACAUCUCCACGCACAAUAUCGGGGUGGUCUAUGGUAA